Messenger RNA from Neurospora crassa OR74A, 1847 nucleotides. RefSeq lists its product as uncharacterized. NCBI's taxonomy places the organism in Eukaryota, Fungi, Ascomycota, Sordariomycetes, Sordariales, Sordariaceae. The record is from RefSeq and is a predicted model, not a curated record. The transcript is spliced from 2 exons. Bases 589 to 1770 code for a protein of 393 amino acids.
GUCUCGUUCUCUUCCCUUCCAUCACGCUGUUGGCCUGGACAUUGGAUCGAACUGAUCCCUUGCCUACCAACAACCAAUUCCUCACUUCCCGCUUCUUUCGGCGCAGCCUCCCUGAUAGACUGAUGCCAAACCUUUCACUUUUGGGGGGAAAGCAAAAGGCCCAAAGUCUGAUAAUCAGUUUGACACCAGCUCUCCGAUCUAUCCAUUCAGUUGCAACCGACAUAGCUUCGCGGCAGCCACGAGAAGGCACCACCGAUCAUCUCGCACCUCGCGCUCGACCCUUCGACGUCCGCCAGGCACUCACUCUCUUACCAAGUUCCCGCCGGAUCCUCCACUGAGGCCGUUUACCAAGACCACUGGCAGAUUGGUGCGGUUGCGUUGCACAGCUCCUGCCUGCAUCUUCCAUGUGUCCGUGUUAAGCUGCCCUGCCAUUGCGUUGAGCUAGGCGCCAGUCAGUCCUCCCUCACCAGGGACCACUGACCAUCAUCUCCAGACCUGCAAUCUCUUUGUAAAGUCCCACCUGCAAUUGCUCGCCAAACAAACACUGCAGCGUCACUUCUCCGCGAAAGACGGCACUCCGCAUCGUGCAUGGCCAUUUCCGAUUCGAGGAUCAUGUCGUCGCCGUCGAAGAAACAGCAUGAGAUAGAGGUCGUGGCCGAUAGGGUGCUCAAGAGGGUCGAAAUCAGUAGGAUGGUCAGAAGACUUCAGAACCGCCUUGCCCUAGCUCAGUUCAAGACAAAACAUGGCCUCGAAGACCUUACCCUCGACAGUAUCGAGCCCAGAUUCGAAAAGGAGCUGCGUCGAAGCAGGCUCCUCGAUGGUGAUAUCUUGUCCGACUCCUCCUCCAGCGCUUCCGAUCUUCCAUACCCUACGCGAGCCCUGAUGAGCUCACCACUUAAGGCUCCCGUCUUCUCUGAUGCCAUCGGAUCCAGCAACGGUAGCUCGGGUCAUCGCAAGCGCUCGUAUCUGGCAUCCUUCGAGUACGACCCAAACAUGUCGAGUCCGAGCAAGAGGUUCCGCCAGUCACCCACCGCUCACCGUUCUUUCACGUAUGGCAGCCACUCAUCGUGGAAAGACCACCACGACUUGACUCAGUCAUCGCCCAUGAAACCCCAGCGACAACGGCAUUUUACUACCUCAACAGGCCCCAACGUGGCCUUGUUUGAUACCUCGAGACAAAUGACCAAUGUUCUGGCCUCGCCUGGCUACGGUGCCAAUCCCUCGGACGAUGAAGACGACCCCCCCGUACACUUGUUUGCACGCUCUCACGUGCGGGUAUCGCCGCCAAGGACGCCGCCGAUGCGCACUCGCAAUGUUCUCGGCGCAAGAAAGAAGGAAAACAAACCGCCCUUGCCCACCAUUCGAAGGCCUCUGGGGACGAAUACGUCGAUGGGAGGCCAGCAAACCCAAGAAAAGACAAACGAGGAGGGUGCGGAUUUGCUUUUAUAUCUGGCAGCCUCGCCAUCUCCUGCCCGUCCGACCAAGAGACGAUUCGACAGUAACAAUCAUGUUACCCACAACCACCACUUCCUGAUGGAGCCGCCAUCAACCCCACCACCCAAGCACUUGGGCCUUCUGAGCAGCAACAGGUUGGCGUUGCCCUCGUCCAUGAUGACCACACCUGGGGGCGGAAAUCCGUUCCCCAAUACUCCUGGCCUUGGCUUCGACUUUUCUGAUUUCGUUCACAUGACGCCUAGUCCGGCGCAGAAGCCUUGGAAGACGCCGCUUAGUGUUUCACGGAGGCAUCUCACGUUUGAUGAACAGUCUUGAUGUUUACGAUUUUUUUAUUUUUUUUUAUUUGGUCUUCUCUUGGUUUGUCUUUUUCUCAGGUCCAAUACCCCCCCCCC